AUGUGUGAAUCUGCUGGUGACGUCACAGAGGAGUGCUUCAGUAAUCAUGUUAUGGAUGUUCUAAACAAAAAGACGUUACGUACUGAAGUUGAUGAAACUGAUCACGUGACACUUGCGCCACAUGUGUCCAGUUGUGUCCACUGUGUUCUACGCUGGCGUUUUACCACAGAUGACGGUCUUUAUACCUAUGUCGGGUGUGCUGAUGUGGCGAUCAUUGAACCAUUCCCGGAUACGAAUAGCGUUCAGUAUCUCAAAAGGAAGAAGCGCCAGGCGGUGGAUGCUACGUUGCCUAGUACAUGGAAUACUGAAUCUGUGACACCAUCCCCUGACAUGAACACUGGUACGGCACCAGGUAAUUCCUUCAACACGUAUGAUAUGCCGGCGAGUGGACCACCAUCGGCUAACAUGGAUGGUAUUGCUUCAAUGAACAAUGGAAGGUUACCCGAAAGUUUCUCCUCCACAAACACAGGCGUAUGGUCAGGUAGCACGCCAACAAACAACCUGGGCAAGUCGAGCAACCAGGAUCAUUACACGUCCUCGCAAUUAGCAUCAUUCUCACCAAAUUUCCGUAAUGCUGCGGACAUUGGGAAAGCGAUUGAUUACCACACAGAAGAGGCGCUACCCACGUACAUGCCGACAAGAGUUAACAGGAGGAGGGGAAACACAGGAAACAUGUUUUAUGGCGGUAACUAUGUUAGACAGACUGCGAAAGCUGCCGAAAAUCAGGCUGAGCAGUAUCUAAGCCCGGUCUCAGGUUAUAGGCGCGGAGGCAUCACAUCCUACCGCACAUCACCAGUAUUCAACAAUGAGUAUCCGACCACACAUACAUCUCGGGUAAAUAGCGACACAGGGGAGACAAUUUUCCAUUUCACUCCUGAUACCGCAAAUAUCCAAAACAAAGAAACAGAGACACUAUUCCAUUACUCACCCGAGUCGCCGCGCACUCGGGCAAGUGAAACAAUUCUGAACAUAUCCCCUGGCUCUGAUGACCCUGUAGUUUCGAACGGGCAAGUAACGGAAGCUCCACAUAUAACAAUUUCAGUUAACGAGGGACCAAACAGAGACACAAACUCAUAUGCUGACGCUAGGACUAUUAACACAAACUCACUUAAAGUGGAAGGAGAGACAACUGCAGUUUCUAAUCAGGAAAUGAUAUCGGCUACGAGGUCUUCUGGUUCGCAGCAAGGGACGUAUUUAGGAGAAUCAGGGAAAGACACUUUGACUUCGGAGGCUGGUGUCACGACUAAGAGGAACUUGAACGGAAUCAUCUAUAACAUACCCUCUAUGGAGAGAAGCUCUGGGUCCAGUAAUAUUCAGACAGGCGCUUCGUAUGACUUCCCCACGACAAAUAUUGACAAUGUAGCCCCAGGCGGAGAAACUAUUCUCCAUGUAUCCAGUGCUAGUGAAAAUUCCCAUUUUACUUCCGACCACCCAGGAGUUGAACGAAACACACAGAUAAAUGACACGAAAAUGAGUCAAACACAAAAUUCUGGAAUAAGCUCUGGGUCUUCUGCUUCACAAGUCACAAGCUCAUUAGGAGAGUCGACUAUGGAUAGUAAUAAAGUGGUUACCAGUAAUGAAAAACCCGGUAUACCCGGUGACGGUGUAGCCAUGCUCGGUGACUUCUCAAUCGAUGCAUUAGUUUUAGCAAAUACUAAAGUAUCCAGUUCACCAGGGAAAUCAAAGGAGGACCUGCACGACCCGAACGGACUUCCGAUAGGAGGAUUUAUGGGAAACGCUGGGCUUAAUGGACUAACGAUUGGACCGACAGGAAGUAGUUCUGUUUCGAAUACUAUUUCGGAUUAUCAAACAGGCACUAAUAUAGUUACUGGACAGAGUAGCGUGGUUGACAAUCAGGGAUCCGGGGCUGACUAUACACCUGGAAGUACAAGUGAAAUUGUUUCCGGUCACAAUAAUGUGUUAAUUAACAGCGGGUCAACACACGCCGAACAGAGUGGAAGAUCUACUGGAGAACAACGCUCGGAGCCAAGUGUAUUAUCCGGAAGUCAUUCAUCCUCAUUAACCACAAACACUGGCUUUAUUCCUCCUGUUCCGGAAAGCCUUCGGUCUGAUCUUCAGGAAAAUGUAAAUGGAAUACCACUUCAUAAUGUAAUGACUGCAAGUAAUGGACAAGCAAUGGACCAGCCUUCCACUGCGAAUACGGGACAAACAUUUGAUUUUAGUGCCAGUACAGGUGAGAGAAUAGACCAAUCUUCAGGCAUCUCUACGAUGGAUCAUAGAACAGGCCACAGUACUGGAGAAACAUUGAAUGGCAGAUUCGACUCCAGUACAACACAGACAGUGGGGCAAGGCACUGGUGAAGGCCAUACGUCUGGCAAUAGUAUGGGACAUAUAACUGAGUAUUCUUCAAGUCCUAUUACGGGACAGUCGACAGGCCAUCCAUCUGGUGGGUAUAUUGGACAAACACAGGAUCACGGUCUGGGUUCUAAUAUCGUACAAACAAUGGACCAUACUUCUAACACUGGAGAUAUGGGACAGGCUCUCGACCAAGGCCAUACAUCUGGCGAUAAUAUGGGACAAAGAACUGAGUAUUCUUCUACGUCCGUUACGGGUCAGUCGACAGACCAUCCAUCCGGAAUUGCUAUUGGACAAAGGCAUGAUCACGGCUUAGGUUCAAAUACCGUACAAACAAUGGACCAUACUUCUAACACUGGAGAUAUGGGACAGGCUCUCGACCAAGGACAUACGUCUAGUGAUAUUAUGGGACAAAGAACUGAGUAUUCUUCUACUUCCGUUACGGGACAGUCGAUAGAACAUCCAUCUGGAUUUGUUUUCGGAGAAACACAGCACCACAGGGUGGUUAAUAAUAACGUACAAACAAUGGACCAUACGGGUGGAACUGGGGAUCCAGGACAGACAAUGGAUCAAGGCCAUACGUCCGGCUACACUAUGGGACAGAGAACUGAUUAUUCUUCUAGUUCCGUUACGGGACAGUCGACAGACCAUCCAUCUGGUGGUCAUAUUGGACAUACACAGGAUCACGGCCUAGGUUCUAAUAUCGUACAAACAAUGGACCAUACUUCUAACACUGGAGAUAUGGGACAGGCUCUCGACCAAGGCCAUACAUCUGGCGAUAGUAUGGGACAAAGAACUGAGUAUUCUUCUACUUCCGUUACGGGUCAGUCGACAGAAUAUCCAUCCGGAAUUGUUAUGGGACAAAGGCAGGAUCACGGCCUAGGUUCUAAUACCGUACAAACAUUGGACCAUACUUCUAACACUGGAGAUAUGGGACAGGCUCUCGACCAAGGCCAUACAUCUGGCGAUAGUAUGGGACAAAGAACUGAGUAUUCUUCUACUUCCGUUACGGGUCAGUCGACAGAAUAUCCAUCUGGAAUUGUUAUGGGACAAAGGCAGGAUCACGGCCUAGGUUCUAAUACCGUACAAACAAUGGACCAUACUUCUCACACUGGAAAUAUGGGACAGGCUAUCGACCAAGGCCAUACAUCUGGCGAUAAUAUGGGACAAAGAACAGAGUAUUCUUCUACUUCCGUUACGGGUCAGUCGACAGAACAUCCAUCUGGAUUUGUUUUCGGAGAAAUUCAGCAGCACGGGGUGGGUAAUAAUAACGUACAAACAAUGGACCAUACGGGUGGAACUGGGGAUCCAGGACAGACAAUGGAUCAAGGUUAUACGUCUAGUGAUAUUAUGGGACAGAGAAUUGAUUCUUCUUCUUCCGUUACCGGACAUUCGACAGAUCAAGCAUCUGGUGGUAAUAUUGGACAAACACAGGAUCACGGUCUUGGUUCUCAUACCGUACAAACAAUGGACCAUACUUCUAACACUGGAGAUAUGGGACAGGCUCUCGACCAAGGCCAUACAUCUGGUGAUAGUAUGGGACAAAGAACUGAGUAUUCUUCUGCUUCCGUUACGGGUCAGUCGACAGAAUAUCCAUCUGGAUUUGGUAUGGGACAAAGGCAGGAUCACGGCCUAGGUUCUAAUACCGUACAAACAAUGGACCAUACUUCUAACACUGGAGAUAUGGGACAGGCUCUCGGCCAAGGCCAUACAUCUGGCGAUAGUAUGGGACAAAGAACUGAGUAUUCUUCUACUUCCGUUACGGGUCAGUCGACAGACCAUCCAUCCGGAAUUGCUAUGGGACAAAGGCAGGAUCACGGCCUAGGUUCUAAUACCGUACAAACAAUGGACCAUACGUCUUACACUGGAGAUAUGGGACAGGCUCUCGACCAAGGCCAUACAUCUGGCGAUAGUAUGGGACAAAGAACUGAGUAUUCUUCUACUUCCGUUACGGGUCAGUCGACAGAACAUCCAUCUGGAUUUGUUUUCGGAAAAAUUCAGCACCACGGGGUGGGUAAUAAUAACGUACAAACAAUGGACCAUACGGGUGGAACUGGGAAUCCAGGACAGACAAUGGAUCAAGGUCAUACGUCUAGUGAUAUUUUGGGACAAAGAACUGAGUACUCUUCUACUUCCGUUACGGGUCAGUCGACAGAAUAUCCAUCUGGAUUUGGUAUGGGACAAAUGCAGGAUCACGGCCUAGGUUCUAAUACCGUACAAACAAUGGACCAUACUUCUAACACUGGAGAUAUGGGACAGGCUCUCGGCCAAGGCCAUACAUCUGGCGAUAGUAUGGGACAAAGAACUGAGUACUCUUCUACUUCCGUUACGGGUCAGUCGACAGACCAUCCAUCCGGAAUUGCUAUGGGACAAAGGCAGGAUCACGGCCUAGGUUCUAAUACCGUACAAACAAUGGACCAUACUUCUUACACUGGAGAUAUGGGACAGGCUCUCGACCAAGGCCAUACAUCUGGCGAUAGUAUGGGACAAAGAACUGAGUAUUCUUCUACUUCCGUUACGGGUCAACCGACAGACCAUCCAUCUGGUGGUUAUAUGGGACAAAGGCAGGAUUACCGACUGGGUUCUAAUACCGUACAAACAAUGGACCAUGCGGCUGGAACUGGAGAUAUGGGGCAAGCUCUCGACCAAGGCCAUACAUCUGGCGAUAGUAUGGGACAAAGAACUGAGUAUUCUUCUACUUCCGUUACGGGUCAGUCGACAGAACAUCCAUCUGGAUUUGUUAUGGGACAAAGGCAGGAUCACGGCCUAGGUUCUAAUACCGUACAAACAAUGGACCAUGCUUACUUACACUGGAGAUAUGGGACAGGCUCUCGACCAAGGCCAUACAUCUGGCGAUAA
Molecule: messenger RNA, 5175 nt
Organism: Pecten maximus
Lineage: Eukaryota; Metazoa; Mollusca; Bivalvia; Pectinida; Pectinidae
Product: hornerin-like
Exons: 3
Coding region: 1-5175 (1724 amino acids)
Source: RefSeq, a predicted model, not a curated record